AUGUCAAUAGAGCCAGUUUGAAGCUCGUUGCUGUGGUAUAUUUGUUCACCACAGUAAUGUCUCUCCCUGAGGUUGGGAGGAUAACUUCUGACACCACUUUCUUAUUGAAAGUAAUAGAAGAAUAUCUUGGCGGACCACCAUGGGCUCAGGAAUAUUCAAAAAAUGAUGUUAAAGUUUGGUCAAAAGGGUCGAAAAAUGAUCAAAUCAAGACUUUCAAGGCAACUGCCCUUUUCAAGGGAGUUUCAGGAUCUGAGUUAUUUGACUGCAUCAUGGAUUCCGAUUAUCGAAAGGAGUGGGACAAGUCAAUGAUUGAAAGUUACGAACUUUGUCAAGUACACCCUCAAAGUGACAUAGGAUAUUACUCUCGUAUGUGAAAUGCUUUUGAUUGAUCUGUUUUUAGUUCGUUCGCCUCCAGGGUUAAAAAACAGGGAUUUCGUUCUUCAGAGAACAUGGGAAAGGUUUGACUCGUAUUAUGUAAUCGCAUGCCACUCUAUAUUUCAUAAGGGAAUUCCUGUUCGAAAACAGUGUAUCCGAGCAUUAACCCAUAUGAAUGCAUAUAUUAUUCGUCUUCUUGGUACAAAUUCCUGUGAAAUGACUUAUGUCACCAGUUGUGAUUUUCGUGGUAAACUACCCAUAUGGGUAAUUAACAAGGCCACACAGUUCAUGGCUCCUCGAGCAAUUCAAAUAUUGUACAAAGCAUGCACUAAAUAUAAUACUUGGAAAAAAUCAAAUAAUCCCGAUUAUAAACCGUGGUUAUAUCCUGGUCAAACCAAUCUACCAUUGUUAUGUUGGGAUGAUUUGGAUCAGACAGCCAAUUUAGGACCUACUGAUGACGGUGGUGAUGUUACACCAUUACCAUCUGAUGAACCUGUUCUAUUGGAUAGAAAUGGCAGUUAUAAUAGUCGAGAAGAACAAGAAGAUGUAGAAGAAGUAGUAGAAUUCGAUUCAGUACCUGUAGAGGAUCAAAUACAAUCAUGUGUCACUGCAACUUCUAUUGCUACUGUAUCGGAUUCUAGAUAAAUUGAUUGUAUAGACUGUCAUUUAGUUGUUUGUUUAUCAGUUUGUUGGUAAUUGAAAAAAAAAUCAUCUCAAUUGUUCAGGUGAAUAGGUGCACAAAUUCAUUUUGAAUAUGAUAUGAUUUUAUUAUAGAUUGAACUUAUUACGGUCUACGGGUUUUUAUGAUCACGUUUGUUUUAAUGAGAUGGUGAUGAUGUUAAUCAGUUACCAGCUUUGUUUUAAUUUAUUUUCUUCAAACUAAACAUAAUGAUGAUGUGGAGGAAACAACGGUUUUUGUUGUGGAGGAUUGUUUGUUUGUUUAGGUGUGUAUCUUCUACCCUAAUUGACAUGUUGUACACACUAAUACUUCCUGUUGUAUAGAAAGAAAAUUGGUUUAUUUUUUCUAAUGUCUUUUUGUAAAAAAAAAUGUAAAAGAAAACAGUUUAUUAAUUACAUUUUAAAAAAUGCACAUUAUGUAUUUCUCAUUUGUUAGUAUUACAAGAACAGAGAGAGAGGGGGGGAGAAGGGAAGGGAAGUUGUGGAAAAUAUAUGUCAAUGCUAGACUUCUCUUUUCUCCACUUCUGUGCUCGAGACUUUGUUUCCCUGUGAACUUUGUAAUAAGUUGUGUGUAUGUGUGUACAUCUUUCUGUGCCUAUAUUAUAAAUACUUCACGUAUACUCGAUAUUAUCUACAAACUAUAUUUUUGUAUGUUCUUUCAUGGGGGGAAAUUCUUGUAAAAGAAUAUAUAUAUAUAUAUACCCCAGAAAUAUAUAUAUAUUUUUCACUAAUGCGUUUUCAUUUUUGGUUGUAUAUUUUCUGGUGUGUUUUCUUUUUCUUAUUUCAACCUUUUGUAUAUUGUAUUUUAUGUUUGCCAACAACAGUGAUAAUCUAGUAAUUGGUACUUGCCAUAA
This is a messenger RNA of Schistosoma margrebowiei, 1907 nucleotides long. The record is from the annotation of a GenBank genome assembly. NCBI's taxonomy places the organism in Eukaryota, Metazoa, Platyhelminthes, Trematoda, Strigeidida, Schistosomatidae.